Molecule: messenger RNA, 865 nt
Organism: Solanum verrucosum
Lineage: Eukaryota; Viridiplantae; Streptophyta; Magnoliopsida; Solanales; Solanaceae
Product: squamosa promoter-binding protein 1-like
Exons: 3
Coding region: 122-556 (144 amino acids)
Biological process (GO): flower development
Cellular component (GO): nucleus
Molecular function (GO): DNA binding; DNA-binding transcription factor activity
Source: RefSeq, a predicted model, not a curated record
CCUUCCCCCACACCCUUGCUGGCCCACUUCUGUACGGAACACCAAUCAGAAUCUUUAGUUCAUCUCAACACCAAAGCAUCUCCACUUAGUCACUUACUAGACUUCACAUAGGAGGAAAAGUAUGGAACUGGUGGUCCUCACACGGAUGGAAACUAACAAAUGGGAAGGGAAGAGAAGCAUUAAUGAAGCUGAAGAGGAAGAGGAUGAACGUGAAAGUGUUGAAGAGGACAGCAAAAGGAAAAGGGUAUUGACUCUCUCUGGUAGGAAGCUAGCUGGUGAAGGGUCGGCACAUCCUUCUUGCCAAGUCGAUCAGUGCACUGCAAAUAUGGCAGAUGCCAAGCCAUACCAUCGCCGCCACAAGGUGUGUGAGUUCCAUUCAAAGUCUCCAAUAGUACUUAUUAGUGAACUCCAGCAGCGAUUCUGUCAGCAAUGUAGCAGAUUUCACCUGUUAGCAGAGUUUGAUGGUGCUAAAAGGAGUUGCCGAAGGCGUUUGGCAGGUCACAAUGAGCGCCGCCGUAAAAUUACAUAUGACUCUCAUGGAGAAAGUUUGGGCUGAAGCAGCAUCAGCAUCAAUGGCAGCGAAAUAACCUACUUUCUGAAGCAAAUUACAUAAACAAGAUGUGGUUUAAGCAUGUUCUCUAUCUUCUGUCAAUUCCAGGAUUUGUAAGCAAAUUGUUAUCUGUGAACUUCAAGUAUCUAGCUAAUAGUACUUUCAUUUCCCUUAUGUAAAGGGAAGGACAAAAAGAAUGGCACUGUCUGCUAGUAUUCGAAAACUGAAAUAUUUGUAGUAUGAAUACAUAUCACAUGGUGCUCGAAAGUCUUACAUGUUGACAUUCCAACUCACUUUAUGAGGUUUUUGUUUAAA